Molecule: messenger RNA, 1062 nt
Organism: Saccharomyces kudriavzevii IFO 1802
Lineage: Eukaryota; Fungi; Ascomycota; Saccharomycetes; Saccharomycetales; Saccharomycetaceae
Gene: CBF1
Product: Cbf1p
Exons: 1
Coding region: 1-1062 (353 amino acids)
Cellular component (GO): nucleus
Molecular function (GO): DNA-binding transcription factor activity; protein dimerization activity
Source: RefSeq, a predicted model, not a curated record
AUGAAUUCUUUUGCAAAUAAUGGCUUCUCAACUGGGGAAGAGCAAAACAACUCGGCAAGAAAAAGAAGCUAUCACGAGCAGCAAAAUGACAAUGGAACCAGAAAGAAGCAGAGAGAUCAAGGUUUGCUGUCGCAAGAAAACAAUGACGGGAACAUCGACUCUGCCCUAUUGAGUGAAGGGGCUGCAUUAAGAGAUAACCAAAGUCUGUAUGUAGGCGGACCGAGGUCUAAUCAAGAUAGGAAGGAGGCGGAAGAAGAUCCUUCGGUGGCCGAGGCUGCCGUAGCUGCUACUGUCAACUACACAGAUUUGAUUCAACGCCAAGAGGAGGGUCCCGAUGCUCAUAUUCCUAAGCAGACAAAUACGAAUGGCGAAGACGGCGAUUCCAUGAAUGAGGGAGGAACCGCCGCUUCAUCAAUUGAAGGGGCCAAGUCAACUGCAUCCCUGGAAGGAAUGGCGUCUUCACCAUCAGAAUCCACACAAGAAUCCAAAAAUCACAUGCUCAUACCACUGGUUGAACAGGAACGCGAGUCCGAACAGGAACAGGAUGACGAAGACGACGAGGAAGACGAGGAUGGUGCUGACAUUGAUCUCAAAAAGGACAUUGGUAUGCAGCCAGCCCGUCGAGGGAGAAAGCCCGCUACAUUGGCUACAACAGACGAAUGGAAAAAGCAAAGGAAAGAUUCCCAUAAAGAAGUCGAAAGGCGUCGCCGUGAAAAUAUCAACACUGCGAUCAACGUCUUAAGCGAUCUACUACCUGUGAGAGAAUCAAGUAAAGCUGCUAUAUUGGCGCGUGCCGCAGAGUACAUUCAAAAAUUGAAGGAGACUGAUGAAGCAAACAUCGAAAAAUGGACGUUACAAAAAUUGCUAAGCGAGCAAAAUGCAUCGCAAUUGGCCAGUGCGAACGAGAAACUGCAAGAGGAACUGGGUAAUGCUUACAAAGAGAUUGAGUACAUAAAACGCAUUCUAAGGAAGAACGGCAUAGAAUACGAGGAUAUGCACAGCCACAAGAAACAGGAAAAGGAAAGAAGAGGUUCCAGGAGCGAUCACCCGCACGACACUUGA